AUGACCCCACCGACCCUACCUAGGAUAGCGGACAUUUCUGAGGCCUCUGCAUUGGCCGCUCAGUUCGUUAUAAAGCACCAACAACAACAGCAGGAGGCCGCCGCCGCCGCCGCCAAGAAAGCAACCUCAGCGGCAGAGACCAACAGUGCAUCUGCUACUGGCACUACCGUUGGCAACGACUCUAAUUCUCGUGGUUCGGUUGUGGGCGAUAACGCCUCGCCCUCUACAGAGGCCCCUUCCUCUACCACUGUUGAGCCAGCUGAGCUGCUGGAUAGCGAACUGUCGUCCUUUGUUGAACGGGUAGCUUUAACUGAGGAGGAUCAUCAUGUUCACAAUCACAUACUAGGGUCAAUAUUGUCGGUCGCACGAAGUAACCUAGAUAUUGAGGCCACUAUAGAGACCUUUGGGUCGGCGGCUAGCAGGCUCUCCGAGAAAAGCAGUGAUAUCGAUGCGACGAUAAUAUGUCGGUUUGCAGCGUUGAAAAAACGCUUUGGCGCCGCAGGGGACGAGAAGAGUCUGUGUUCAGCAGCCGUUAUGGGUUUGGGAAAAGCGAUUAGCAAAUUUGAAAAGGAAGCGCCAGGUGUCGGCUUGAGGGUCGUGCAGGUUAUUCCCUCUGCCAAGGUUCCGAUUGUGGUGCUGUCAUGGAUAGGGCCCAACGGCAACGUACAGAUUGUGGAUGUGAGUAUCAAUAAUCAGCUCCCUCUACAUAACACUGCGUUACUACGGAACUAUGUGGAGAUGGACAAACGUGUCCAAAUCCUGGCGCUCUGUGUGAAGCGGUGGGCCAAACUAUGUGGAAUUAGUGACGCUAAGCAGGGUAACCUCAGUAGCUACAGUUGGACCUUGCUCUGCAUAUAUUUUCUACAAGUGCGCUCCAAAGGCGCUAUUCUGCCGUCUUUACAGGCAAUGGCGGCUAAGAGGCGUCAAGGGGAGCAGGUGAAGCACUAUUCGUGUCCUAUAAGUGGUCGUGUUUUUAACGUCGACUUUGUAGACAGAUUCGAGGCCACUACGGGAGAUGACGCUUUCAAAGCAGCGGACACCCCACCAUCAGAGCUUCUGCGCGAUUUUUUCGUGUUCUAUGACAGAGACUAUAAGUGGGGUUCUGAGGUGGUGUCCAUUCGAGUGGGGGAGAGGCGAAGCAUAGAUGACUAUCUUCAUCUGCCGAGGCGGGAUGCCGAGAGUAACGUUCUUAUAGAGGAUCCUCUGGACCUCAAUCGGAACCUCAAUUGUGUGUUGGACUAUGAGGGCCGUAUACGCCUCCGUCGAGCGUUUGCACUGUUCGCGGCCAAGGUGGCUGAUGCGACGAUGGAGGAGUUGUUGGUCCAAGCCAAGACACUAACAAGGAUGAGAACGGGGCCAACGGCAGCGGUGAUGGCAGCGAAGCAUGCCCAGAGUGCUACUAUGAGUGGUCCCCAUGACGCCAGAGGUCAUCCGGGUCUUACUGGUCCAACCUUGCAACAGCAUACGGCAACUGUGUCGUCGCAACCGCAGGCUCGCCCUCGAACAAUGGAGUAUAUGCGGUCGGGCCAAAACACAAGUCCAGAAUACCAACCACGGCGAGGCCCAGGGCCAGGACCCAUGGUGCAAGGGCAAAUGGGUGCCGCUGGACCAGCAGGGUAUAAUAUGGUGGGUCUCGGAGGACAGGGGGAAAUUAGAGCGCCACCUAACCUGUUGUUGAGCCCUGUGAAGGACGGGCCUGGGGCGACUAGUGGAGUCGAAGGAAUUAGAGGCGUAAGGAUUCAGCAACAGCAGCAGCAACAGCAAGCGUAUAACGCUUCUAGUCCCAUCUUGCUAUUGUGUGUUGCGGUGGCGGCUAUCCCAGCUAUCAUCGUCAUAUUGCUGAUGGCCUUCACUAAUCGGCAGUAG
Perkinsus marinus ATCC 50983 is the source of this 1866-nucleotide messenger RNA. RefSeq lists its product as hypothetical. The record is from RefSeq and is a predicted model, not a curated record. Gene Ontology annotation, molecular function: nucleotidyltransferase activity. The transcript is spliced from 8 exons. Gene Ontology annotation, biological process: RNA 3'-end processing. Bases 1 to 1866 code for a protein of 621 amino acids. Lineage: Eukaryota; Perkinsozoa; Perkinsida; Perkinsidae.